AUGGCACGGUUCCCAUGCAAAAGCCGCCUAACGUUUAAGCCGGCGCUUGGGGAUCGUACAUUGGCCGUCAAUCUGCAACAUAUAUACCAUACGCCAUAUACAGAUCGCCAGCUUUCUCCGGCAGUGGUCGAGUUCAUCCAGGCACGAAACGCUAUUGCUACUCCUGGGUGGCAAUCCGCAACUCCAUCUCAGGUCUAUUACCUAUGGCAACAAUCGAACUCAAGCAUAUGGCGUCGCGACCAAGAUCCUUUGGCUUCAGCCCAAAUUUUGCUAUCGGAGCACCAAGAAUGUACUUCAUCUUUGUAUUUUUCAGAGAAUUUACGUGCAAUAGCAUUCUACGUUUCGGAUGCUAUCCGUAUUCUGGCUUCUCGUGCGAAAGAAUUGGCUAUAGAUGCAACUUUUGGGACGAACAACAUGGGCAUGGACUUAUUUGCGGUCUUGGCGGAGGUUGAUGGCACAGGGGUGCCAUUAGCUUAUUGCUUUACGGAGCUCUUCAAGGACAACGAUCGAGGCGUUCGCCGUGCAAAGCCAGGGGCAUCGACGGGUAUUCUGGAACAAUUUUUACGACCACUUCAAACUUCUGGAUUUGAUCCGACCUUCUUUGGGACUGAUAAGGACAGGACGACAAUCCAGCUUUGUUGUUGGCACGCGCGGCGGGCCGGGGACUACAAACCCGAAGAAGCCCAAGCAGUGAUUCCGGACUUAGAAAUCUGCUGGGGUUCAAUGCCAACACGUCGUCCAAAUGGACCUCAUCGAUAUGGUCGAUGUACUUGCCCCUCGAAAUCAACGGAUAUUGUUUCCUCUGGUCGAGUAGAAACAUCAACCAGCGACGAACAGGAUACCGUCCUCGAGAUCUUUACUCGCCACUAUAAUUCCCACCCAUUCAUCCCCGAUCAAAAUGGUACUUUCCGAUCUGCAGAGGAAAUUCAUCGUCUCAGUGCUUCGGAAAUGUAUUAUUGGUGUAGGAAGCGGAAUUACUUUCGUUUAUGGGCCUAUCUUUGGGUCAAUUGGUAUCACUCAAGCCAAUGGGUUUUGUGGGCGAGAUCAGUCAAUGAGAAGGAAAUUCCGGUCCUCAAAACGACAAUGAUUGUUGAAUCGCAUUGGCGAAAAAUUAAACACGAUUACCUCCAUCCUCUCCUUCAACACGAUCAUCGACAAGCAACAGCAUCGUGGAGGAAGGACUUCAAAAGAGAAUGGAAAAAGCACUAUCACACCGACCCUGCACGAUGGACGUGUGCAUGCCCUUCUUUCUUAGACUCGCGUUUUUUACUCUGCAAACAUAUUCUCUCUUGUUAUGAGCCGGUUUCCGAUCGCGUUGACUUCUUUCGAUCUAUUCAAAGACGCCGAGAACCCCCGUUUUGGACUCAUGCACAGUUAGUUUUACAGCCUCAAUAUCAGCCAUUGCAAGCUGAUACUAAGGCUGAUGAAACAAACGAUGUUGACAUGGACGGCGCUGUUAGCAUUGACUCAGAUGAAGAUUUUGAUCCUGCAAUAGUUGAGCAGGAUCAACUGGUUGAGCUCGAAGAGGAAGGGGAGGACGUCGAAUUCGCUCUAGAUGUAUUUCGAGAACAACAAGCGAAAGGGAACGAGAAGUUCGUGCAAAAAUUCAUGGCGAUGUAUGGAUCGAUUGAGACUCUCGUCGAGGAAGUCAAGGCGCUUGAAAACCGACGCACAAUGCGUCGGACUUGGGAUACUUGGAAACACCCUUUAACAAUGUAUCAUAAUUGA
Ilyonectria robusta is the source of this 1728-nucleotide messenger RNA. RefSeq lists its product as uncharacterized. Bases 1 to 1728 code for a protein of 575 amino acids. The record is from RefSeq and is a predicted model, not a curated record. Gene Ontology annotation, molecular function: zinc ion binding. Lineage: Eukaryota; Fungi; Ascomycota; Sordariomycetes; Hypocreales; Nectriaceae. The transcript is spliced from 7 exons.